This is a messenger RNA of Selaginella moellendorffii, 1688 nucleotides long. RefSeq lists its product as uncharacterized. The record is from RefSeq and is a predicted model, not a curated record. The transcript has 16 exons. NCBI's taxonomy places the organism in Eukaryota, Viridiplantae, Streptophyta, Lycopodiopsida, Selaginellales, Selaginellaceae. Bases 61 to 1662 code for a protein of 533 amino acids.
UUCACUCCCUCUCACUCUCUCCAUCUUACAUCCAGAGAGAGUUUUUAGGGCUGGAAAGAAAUGGCGCUACUCGCCGCGCGCCUCAGGCGUAGGCCGCUGCUGACAAGCGCCUCGAUCGUUGUCGCCGCCGCUGGAUUGGUAGCAUACGAGAGCUUCGAUGGAGCUGCGCCAGCGCUCGGAAUUUUUCGAUCGACUCGUGCUGUUUACACUUUCGCGCUCAACAGUGUAGACUACAAAUUUAGUUUGCGCGACCAUGACAAGAAAACCGAGGAGUAUUACGAGGUUCUUUCACAGGUCCAUCUCAGAGCUGCUAAACGCAUUCUAAGACUUUGUGAAGCUAACAGAGGAUUUUACACAAAGGCUGGACAGUUUAUAGCAUCCCUCGGGCAGUUCCCGAAGGAGUAUGUCGAGACUCUACGAGUUUUGCAAGAUCAGGCACAGGCUUGGCCUUACAGAGCAAUAAAACAAGUUUUCUUAGAAGAGUUUGGAAGGACUCCAGGAGACAUGUUUCACGAGUUCGAUGAAAAGCCUCUUGCUGCAGCGUCACUUGCUCAAGUGCAUCAUGCUUGGCUCUCUGAAAACGAAGAAGUUGCUGUCAAAGUCCAAUAUCCAGGAUUGCAACGACAAUUCGAGAUCGAUAUUUCUACGAUGGCCUUUCUUUCCAAAUGCGUUGCUUGGCUUUUUCCAGACUAUCAAUUUGAAUGGCUAGUGCCGGAGUUUGAAAAGAAUCUUCUCAGUGAACUAGAUUUCGCACGGGAGGCAAGAAGAGCGGAAAGAGCAACAGCAAACUUUGCAAACAAAAAGGAAGUGAAAAUUCCUUCAAUUUUUUGGGAUUACACCACAAAUCGAGUUUUGACGAUGCAGUUUAUGCACGGUAGCAAGGUUGACGAUGUAGAGAGCAUGGAGAAAGCGGGAAUAGAUUCUAAACAGGUGUCUCGAGUGUUGCUAGAGAUUUUUGCCGAGAUGAUGUUUUGUCACGGUGUUGUACAUGGGGAUCCUCAUCCUGGAAACAUUCUUGUGAGCCAUAAUCCGGCUCGAGGGAGCAAGCACAACUUUCAUAUCGUUAUUCUGGAUCACGGUCUCUAUCGCGAGCUCGAUGAAAAUUUCAGGCGCAACUUUUGCAACUUGUGGAAAGCGAUGAUAACCUCCGACCCUGCUGAGAUGGAAAAGUCAGGCUUGCAACUCGGUGCCGGCGAAUACUCCCGAUUUUUGCCUGUUAUAUUGACCGGUCGGACGCUGGACAGCAAAUCCGGUCUCGGAAAAGGCAUGUCUCCCGAAGAACGAACGCGAUUAAGGGACGAAGUAAGAAAGUUUUCCAUGGGCGACAUAUCUUAUUUCAUGGAAGGGCUCUCUCGCGACUUUCUGAUCGUCCUUCGUACAGAUGGAUUGCUGAGAUCUAUCGUCCACAAACUAGGAGCUCCACGAAGGCUGCGACUUGAAACGUACGCUCGUUACGCCUUGCUUGGCCGUGCAAUGCACAAGCGUGGAAAACCAGGCUUUCGGGAACAGGGAAUUGUUUUCUACUCGAGAUCUUUGGUGGAGUACGCAUACCUUCGCUUCCGUCUUGUCGUGUUGGAAUAUUUCCUCAAAGCCGACACAUUGUAUAGUUUAAUACUGGGCUACCUCAAUCGCUUUCUUCCCAUGUCCAAAGUUCCAACUUAAUAAUAGAAGCCGUGGCAAUUUUUUGC